Fusarium redolens is the source of this 510-nucleotide messenger RNA. RefSeq lists its product as uncharacterized. Gene Ontology annotation, biological process: mitochondrial respiratory chain complex IV assembly. Gene Ontology annotation, cellular component: mitochondrion; mitochondrial inner membrane. The transcript is spliced from 2 exons. The record is from RefSeq and is a predicted model, not a curated record. NCBI's taxonomy places the organism in Eukaryota, Fungi, Ascomycota, Sordariomycetes, Hypocreales, Nectriaceae. Bases 1 to 510 code for a protein of 169 amino acids.
AUGGCUUCAAAUCCACAGGAUGGGCAACCGAUGCCCGGCGAUAAGACUCUGCAUGUCUGGUCGAAGCCCAUAGAGCAAAACGAAACUACUACAGUCAACGGCGAACAUGGUGCGACACCAACGAAUAAUAGGCCAACUAUUUCAGAGGCCGUUUCUAUGAUCAAGAAGGAUGAUUUUACGAAUGUUGCGAAUACCCCUUGUGCUCGACAAGGUUUCAUCACAGGAAUAGCAUCUGGUGCCGGCAUUGGAGGAUUGAGGUUCGUCCUCAAAGGAAAUCCCGGUAGCGCUGCGAACUGGGCUGUUGGAGUAUUUGUGCUUGGAAGCAUGGCAUCAUACGAAUGGUGCCAGUACCUACGCCGCGAGGAACGUCGACAAAUGAAACGACAUAUUGAGGUGGUGUCGGAGAAUAGGAGAGAACAAGCAAGAAAGAUCCAAGAGGCAAGACGGGAGCACGACAAGCUGGAGGCUGAAAAGAAGGCGGCAGUAAAGCCAUGGUACAAGGUCUGGUGA